GCGUUCGCGUUCGCGAGCGAUCGCAAGGCGCACGCGCUGGUGACGGGCGGCGCGGGAUUCAUCGGGUCGCACUGCGCCGAGGCGCUGCUGCGGCGCGGCUACGCGGUGACGACGGUGGAUAACAUGAGCCGAGGGAACGCGGGCGCGGUCGAGGCGCUGCGAAGGAUGGCGCCGAAGGGAAGCCUGCGAGCGGUGCGAGGGGAUCUGGGCGUCGUCGAGGACGUGGACGCGGCGUUCGGGAACACGAACAUGCCGGUGGACGCGGUGUUUCACUUCGCGGCCAUCGCGUACGUGGGGGAGUCGAUGGCGGAUCCGGUGAGGUAUUACUCGAACAUCACGACGAACACGGUGAAUUUAUUGCGAGUGAUGCAGGCGAAAGAUGUGAGGAAGAUGAUUUACAGCUCGACGUGCGCGACGUACGGGAACGUGGAGAAGUUGCCCAUCACCGAGUCGACGCCGACGAGGCCGAUUAAUCCGUACGGCAAGUCCAAGUUGUACGCCGAAAACGCGAUCAAGGAUUACGCGCUGGCGAAUCCAAAGUUUAAGGCGUCGAUUUUGCGGUAUUUCAACGUGUUCGGGGGCGAUCCCGAGGGCGUGUUGGGCGAGUUGCCGCGCGCGGAGUUGCGCGAGCACGGGAGAAUUUCCGGCGCGUGCUUCGACGCGGCGAUGAAGAACAUCGACAAGCUCACGGUGAUGGGGACGAAGCACCCGACGCGGGACGGGACGACGAUACGAGACUUUGUGCACGUCGUAGAUUUAGUGGACGCGCACAUAGCGGUGGCGGAAAAGAACAAAUUUGAUAAUCCUCCGUCGUUGUACAACGUCGGCACGGGGAGCGGCGUGAGCAUGCGAGAGUUCGUGGAGACGUGUAAAAAGGUGACGGGCGUCGACAUAGAGAUUCACUAUCGCGCUGAACCUCGGCCCGGAGAUUACGCCGAGGUGUACGCGAACGUGGACAAGAUCAAACACGAGCUCGGGUGGGAGGCAAAGUACACGGAUUUGCACGAGAGCCUGACGCACGCGUGGAAGUUUAGAAAAACG
Molecule: messenger RNA, 1041 nt
Organism: Ostreococcus lucimarinus CCE9901
Lineage: Eukaryota; Viridiplantae; Chlorophyta; Mamiellophyceae; Mamiellales; Bathycoccaceae
Exons: 1
Biological process (GO): beta-D-galactose catabolic process via UDP-galactose, Leloir pathway
Cellular component (GO): cytosol
Molecular function (GO): UDP-glucose 4-epimerase activity
Source: RefSeq, a predicted model, not a curated record